AUGGCGUUCAAGAGAUGGUAUCGCAACAGAAGGGUCCUUGGAAAACAAAAAUGCAAAUGUGGAAGGAAAUCGAACGUGGAAGGUACUGUCGACGCAGGAUUGUGGUUAUGGCAAAACGCCCAGAGCGUGCCCAUGCUCCAGACCUCUGGGUCUCCCGAAAUCGCGAUCACUGAAGCCAGCCCUUUCUUCCUGCCCGAUCGAGAAGUCCGGCGCCAGGGCUCAGGGACCCAACCACACCGAGCGUAUCUCCGUGUCUUGCCGGCUACGAGAACACCUUCGAGCUGCUACCUUUUGGUUAUACGCUGGUCACUUCGCCCUUCGGACUCGGCGCGCGCGGCGCUGCCGUACGGGCACAUGACGCUCUGCACGCCUUCGGAUGCCGGUGGAUACCAUGGGUUGUGCAAGCACUCGAGAGCUCUGAUGGACGCACGAGCACUUGAUAUUCAAAGGGGGAUCGAGGGGCCGGGAUCUUCUGCGUCUUGCGGGGGACUGAUCCUUUUGAUUGGCGUAGGCGCCACGACUGUUGGCGGCGCGAGUGAACAGAUCUGUUGCAACACACACGCCGGCACUGUGUUUCAAGGUAUACAUGGGAUUCAGGAUGAUGAUCGGGACCGUGUGCUGCACACGCUGAAACAUGUCAUGAGCACUGAUCUCGGAUGCAGACCCACACCGUUACUACGGCCGUUGAUCCAAUAUACUCGACUUGGAAGGUGGCAAGGAAUUUCAACGUCUGGCAAGGGAAGCUGUGAAGAUGAUCGAUAUAUAUUACUCCUGAUCUACAAUGGAACCUACCCUGACCGAGUCAAAUGGAGCAAAGGGCAUAUGGUAAUGGGAAUCAUCAACAGAUCGAGCGGGGAUGCGAUAGCAUAA
Messenger RNA from Heterobasidion irregulare TC 32-1, 870 nucleotides. RefSeq lists its product as uncharacterized. NCBI's taxonomy places the organism in Eukaryota, Fungi, Basidiomycota, Agaricomycetes, Russulales, Bondarzewiaceae. The transcript is spliced from 8 exons. The coding region runs from base 1 to 870 and encodes 289 amino acids. The record is from RefSeq and is a predicted model, not a curated record.